AUCAGAUUUGAUACGAACGAGUACUUGCGGAUCUUUUUAUUAUUUUAAGAAUAAAAUUCGCAUUAUUCUCUGCAUUAACACCCGUUUAUAUUGCUUAAUUAAAUUUUUAAAUUUUCAUUUCACGGAUAUCUAUGAUUUUUUAAUUAGCAUUAAAGACAUUUUAGUCAUAUCUCUAUGUCUCUUGCAUUUGCAUAUUAAAUAUUUUAUAAAAAAAUCAUCUCUAGAAUCUGGAUGUACUGGAGGACGGGGCUAUUUUUAUUUAUAAUUGAAUAAUUAAAUUGAUUUAAUUAUUUAUUUAUGGAUAUUUUCUGGCUUCAAUAAUUCAUUGUCACUCGGAGGUUCUGUUGAGAACAAUAUUAGCAUGAUGGGGGAAGAGGUAAUGAUUGAAAGAUUGAAAAAUCUUGAGAGGAUUUUGUUGAACAAAUCAACAAAACUUCAAGUUGAUGGACUUCUGGAUGGUUUUCAGGCCUUGUUUGAUGAUUGCAAUUUUCCAGCUAUCAGGAGGAACAAAAAUGUUGAUGCCUUCAUAAAUAGAUAUGACCCUUAUGUACGGGACGUGAACAAGAGUCGCAUGCACUAUGACGACUACGAGAUGAUCAAGACCAUUGGCCGAGGAGCUUUCGGGGAAGUCAGACUUGUUAGAAACAAGUUGACCAAAUCUGUCUACGCCAUGAAAAUGCUUAGCAAGUUUGAAAUGAUAAAGAGGUCUGAUUCUGCAUUCUUCUGGGAGGAGAGAGAGAUAAUGGCGCAUGCAAAUAGUGAUUGGAUUGUUAAGUUACACUAUGCCUUCCAAGACCCAAACUACCUGUACAUGAUAAUGGACUACAUGCCAGGAGGGGACCUCGUGAACCUCAUGAGCAACUACGACAUCCCCGAAAAGUGGGCCAAGUUCUACUGCGCCGAGGUCGUCCUCGCCCUCGACGCCAUCCACAGCAUGGGCUUCAUUCACAGAGACGUGAAACCAGACAACAUGUUGUUAGAUCGUGAGGGCCAUCUUAAACUGGCGGACUUUGGAACUUGUAUGAGAAUGGACCAGUCCAAUGAACCGUAUUCGAACGCCGGCAUACCUUCUGUCGGAUCGCAAAUCCUAACGAUUAAGAAAACUAACGAUUCUUAA
This is a messenger RNA of Helobdella robusta, 1117 nucleotides long. RefSeq lists its product as hypothetical. Gene Ontology annotation, molecular function: ATP binding; Rho-dependent protein serine/threonine kinase activity. Bases 362 to 1117 code for a protein of 251 amino acids. The transcript has 8 exons. Lineage: Eukaryota; Metazoa; Annelida; Clitellata; Rhynchobdellida; Glossiphoniidae. Gene Ontology annotation, cellular component: cytoskeleton; cytoplasm. The record is from RefSeq and is a predicted model, not a curated record. Gene Ontology annotation, biological process: actomyosin structure organization; mitotic cytokinesis; Rho protein signal transduction.